CCGGAAAUCGAUCUCUUCCUUUUUCGACUGCUUUACAGCAAUGGAGCCGACUUGAUUGUCUAGAAAUGUAGACCCAGGAAGCAGCAACGAGAGCCCUUCAUGCCCGCUGCUGUGUCCUCGUCUUAUUGACGCCGCUUCGUGUCCACUGCGGAUAUGUGGACGCCGAUGAGAGACGCGGAGCGCCCGAGCUUCUGGCACCGCUACCGGCGGUGAGGACCAUGGUACUGAUGAUGCGGUCGUGUUGUUUUCUCUGACUCUCAAACGUCACAUCCCAACCAGACAGACAGAUACGAGACGAGCGUCGUUAAACUUUCCAAAAUGAGGCUCUUCAUGUGUCUGCUGAAAAACACUAACCCCAAAAUCGAGUAUUACUCCCGAUUUUCACCGUCUCCGCUCUCCAUCAAGCAGUUCCUGGAUUUUGGCAGGGAGAAUGCAUGUGAGAAAACAUCCUACAUGUUCCUGCGAAAGGAGCUGCCAGUGCGGCUGGCCAACACCAUGAGAGAGGUCAACCUGCUGCCUGAUAAGCUGCUCAGCCAGCCCUCUGUCAGACUGGUCCAGAAGUGGUACAUGCAGAGCUUCGUGGAGCUGCUGGAUUUCGAGAACAGGAAGCCAGAGGACCCUCACACUCUGAAUGAUUUCCUGGAGAUCUUGAUCGACAUCCGAAACCGUCACAACGAUGUUGUUCCCACCAUGGCUCAGGGGGUCAUCGAGUACAAGGAGAAGUUUGGUUUUGACCCCUUCAUCAGCAGCAACAUCCAGUAUUUUCUUGACCGCUUUUACACCAACCGCAUCUCUUUCCGCAUGCUCAUCAACCAGCACACUCUGCUGUUCGGCAACGACACCAACCCAGCCCAUCCGAAACACAUCGGCAGCAUCGAUCCCAACUGCAAUGUGGCUGAAGUUGUUAGUGAUGCCUAUGAUACUGCCAAGAUGUUGUGUGAGAAGUACUACUUAGCUGCUCCCGAGCUCAAGAUCGAGGAGUUCAACAUGAAAGCUCAGAAGAAGCCCAUCCAGGUGGUGUACGUGCCCUCACAUCUGUUCCACAUGUUGUUUGAGCUCUUCAAGAACUCGAUGAGGGCAACAGUGGAGCUCUAUGAAAACAGUAAGGAAGGGUUGCCGCCCGUAGAGAUAAAAGUCACUCUGGGUAAAGAGGAUCUGUCAAUAAAGAUCAGCGACAAAGGAGGAGGAGUUCCUCUGAGGAAGAUAGACCGACUCUUUAACUACAUGUACUCCACUGCCCCAACGCCCAGCCUGGAGCCAGGAGCCGUCCCAUUGGCAGGUUUUGGUUACGGUUUGCCAAUCUCUCGGCUCUAUGCUCGAUACUUCCAGGGGGAUUUGAAGCUCUACUCCAUGGAGGGAGUGGGCACGGAUGCUGUCAUCUAUCUGAAGGCUCUUUCCAGUGAAUCCUUUGAGCGCCUCCCUGUAUUCAACAAGUCAGCUUGGCGGCACUACAAGACCAGCCCUGAGGCGGACGACUGGAGCAACCCCAGCAAAGAGCCCCGUGAUGCCAGCAAGUCCAUUUUCAAAGCUAACAGAUAACUACCUGGCUUGCUAGCAUAGCUGCCUCUGCUGGGAGCCAGAAUGGCUGCUCUCUGUUUGGAGCAUGAACGCUGAAACUUUGGCUGCGGGUAAAAGCUUCAUUUAGGUAUUUGGUGUGGCAAUGCUUGGAAGAGUAGACAUUACAUUUAAAUCUCUAGAAGUCAGGACCUUUGUGUUAUAUUUAUGAAAGAAAGCCUUAUUUCUGGAAAAUUAAGGUAUGUUUGUUUUUUUUGUUUUUUUUUAUAACUCUGCCUUCCAGGCUUUACUGGAGCGUGAACAAUUUUAAAGAUAGGCAAUAUAAAUGAAAGUAGUCAGAAUAUUUAGUUUACAUUUGACUUGUUUAGCUUUAUUCUCCAAGGCUACCCAGGCACUGACCAUUAAUUAAAAGUACUAACGCUCAUCAGACCCUCCUGCUUGGAACCCUCAUGUAUCAACCACCAAAAGGACCAAAUGAGUCUUGUAUAUGAUAUACCGCCAUUCCAGCAUUGUGCACCGAAUAGCUUUACCAACACCAGCAAGAUGUAAUGUACCAAUGUUCAUAGAAAGGAAUGGAUCUGUCGCAUCUGAACAUUGGAUGCUGUUUUGCAUGUCUUCAUAUCAUGCUGCUGUGGAGGAUAAACAACACGCUCACUGCUUGGACCUGUUUUCCUAACUCUGCUUUUUAGCAUCGUCCAGUCGGCCUGGUGUUUCACUUGAACGUCUGCUGACCCCUACGUUCUUCUGAAUGAGUUGGAACAAAGUUUGUCAAUUUCAAACUGACUUUUGUGUUUUCUCAUGAUUAAAGUGAAAUAGAAGUUGCAGUUUCAGGGCUGACAGUUUUUUUUUUUUUUUUCAAUUGUUGAUUGCUUUUUAUGAUAUUUUAGUGAUAAUUUGAACAUCUAGUUUACGUUCUGGGAUUUAAAAAAAGGCACAUGGCACAAAAAGAUGAGUGUUCAGAGAGGCUGUUGGAGGAAAAAUAUUGUCGAAGGAUUCAAGCCUCUAGAUUUUAAAAUAUCUGAGCACUAAAUAAAAUCGAUUAGGUUUUUCUAUUUGUUUUCACUGAGGAACACUUUAUUAAGUCUAUAAUAUUGAGGUGAGUGGAUAGUUUUUUCCAGCGAGGCUCUGUUAGAGGGUUAUGUACAGUUAAUAUCUUACCUGCGGUAAGUAACUCCCUUUUGGCCUCAUUUAGUAUAAACCCAGAUUAGUUGGUCCUGGAGGAUGAAGCCAACAUCUAGGAGGACUUUUACCAUCAACUCAAAAACAUCAUCAUAUUAUUUUAUUAACCUUUACACCAUCCUGAUGUUUGCUUUCGGUGUUUAUAUACACAGAGGCAGAUGAGUAUUUACACAGGAAAUUUAGGCUGGAGGCAGUGCGCCACCAGUUUAUGUUCCUGUGGGCAACGUGCUGAGAACAGAAUAUGCAAAGCAUUUCCAGAGAAUCUACUUAAUGGAAAAGUAAAGCGGUGUAAAAAUCAACAACAAAGCAUCCCCUUAAACUGCCAUAGCAUUUUUGCCUUUUCCAUAUAUAUCUAGAAAUGCGUUACGUGUUCCACUCUCAUGUUUGACACAGGAAGAUCAAUGGCGGUGCACCACCUCCAAACUCUAUUUCCAUUGAUAAAAAUAAAUCUACUUUUCUGUUACAUGACGACGUUUUAAAGACUCAUAAGGUAGCCGUUGCAUUAAACCGCAUUGCCUUUUUGAGCAUUUAAGUUGUUUUAAGACAGUAGAUGUCUCCUUUGGACUUGACCCCUCUUUGGUUAGCCAUUAGCUUCAGGUUCUGGGACCAGUUAGUCUGUAUUUAUACAAAAUGAAGGUGUCAAGAGAGUAAUCUACUGGAUGCAAGUUAAAAACUGCAUAUAACUUUUUCAUAGAACCUUACUUCAACAACCCUGAACUAUCUCUUUUAAUAGGAACUGGUGAGGAGUUUCAUGCAUCUGAUGUGGUUUUCUUCUCUCAUCUCCUUUAGCUUCAUCUGAAGUGAAAUGAAAGAACUUGGUGUUGGAAAAGCUUCCACAUCCUGUAAAUUGUCUGCAUUUCACCCCUGCUGAUGCCUUUGUAACCUGCCAGUCAAACUGAGCGACACUCAGUGACACCCCUGCUGUUUUACAGAAUAGUAGUAAAUGUGUGGUCUCCCUUUAGACCAGUCCUGAUAUUUAUCAUUUUGGUUGUAAACAGAAAGGAACAUGGAAGAUGUUCCAUUUUCAAGCUGAGUUGUUGUAAACCAUUGCUGUCAUUAAAGCAUCUACUUGAUCCAUUUCAAACAAUAUUAACCUAAUGUGUAUGCUACAGAUAUAGUAUGCAGAUUGAUCCCUGUGAUUUCCGUCCUCCUGUACAAAUUGCUUAAAUUAUAUAUUUGUAUGCAAGAUAGACCAACAAUGCAACAUUCACCGAGAAGUAGAAGAGUUGUCUCAUCUUAUCACUCAGCAUGAGAUAAACAGUACAAUCUGUCAAACCUAUCAAUAAAGAAUACUCUUGUGUGGUCAA
Girardinichthys multiradiatus is the source of this 4001-nucleotide messenger RNA. RefSeq names its product pyruvate dehydrogenase kinase, isozyme 3a (gene pdk3a). Gene Ontology annotation, molecular function: pyruvate dehydrogenase (acetyl-transferring) kinase activity. Gene Ontology annotation, biological process: regulation of glucose metabolic process; protein phosphorylation. The record is from RefSeq and is a predicted model, not a curated record. NCBI's taxonomy places the organism in Eukaryota, Metazoa, Chordata, Actinopteri, Cyprinodontiformes, Goodeidae. Gene Ontology annotation, cellular component: mitochondrion. The transcript has 11 exons. Bases 319 to 1539 code for a protein of 406 amino acids.